CAGCAGCAACAGCAGCAGCCAGUGGUGGUAGUGACAGUGGCGUAUCGAUUAAACAUACUGGGAUUUUUCACGACGACAGACACUGAGGCGUCUGGUAAUUAUGGCAUGUUCGACCAAAUUGCUGCUCUUGACUGGGUCAAACGGAAUAUUAAAUAUUUUAAUGGCUCGCCUAACAACAUCAUUAUUUACGGUCAUAGUUCAGGUGCUAUUAGCGUAGGCUUGCACAUGCUAAGUCCACAUAGCAGAGGGAAAUUCAACAAAGCAAUCGUCAUGAGUGGCGAUGCAAUCAGUUCCGUACGUUUGCCAGAAAAUGAACUACCAGUCGUGGACGUUAUAGCCGACAAAUUCGGUUGUUAUCGACGACCAACUAGCGCACUGAUGGAAUGUCUACGCCGAUUGAACGCUGAGUUUCUGGUUAAACAUUCGUCUGAUAUUGAAACAUGGGGUCCGAUUGUUGACGCCGAGAUAAACAACGAGACAGAACCAUUUCUUCCGCAACAUCCAAGAAAUAUCUUGGAAAGUGAGAUACCCCAAUAUAAGAUGCUAUUGGACUACAAAAGAUAA
This is a messenger RNA of Pseudomyrmex gracilis, 564 nucleotides long. Its product is annotated as pyrethroid hydrolase Ces2a-like. NCBI's taxonomy places the organism in Eukaryota, Metazoa, Arthropoda, Insecta, Hymenoptera, Formicidae. The transcript is spliced from 2 exons. The record is from RefSeq and is a predicted model, not a curated record. The annotation marks the transcript as partial.